Molecule: messenger RNA, 915 nt
Organism: Geodia barretti
Lineage: Eukaryota; Metazoa; Porifera; Demospongiae; Tetractinellida; Geodiidae
Source: the annotation of a GenBank genome assembly
AUGGCGGACGAGGUGGUUCGUGGCCUUUCUGUUACAGAGGGCGGCGUCUACCUCGACGGCACCCUGGGAGAAGGCGGGCACUCUGCGGCUAUCCUCCAGUCGGGAUCGAGCCAAUCAGGACCUAGCGCCGACCACAGGAUAACAGGCGCCGAAUCGGCCCGUGCGUUGCCGGGUGUCGCGAGCUUAGUGAUAGGGAUAGAUCUCGAUGGGCGGUCGGUGGCAGAGGCGACCCAUCGCCUGUCCGGAUUCGGAGACCGCUUCCUCCCUUUGCAGGGCAAUUAUGCAGACAUGGUGUCCCUCGCCGCCCGGCAGGGUGUCUCCGAGGUGGAUGGUGUGUUGCUGGACCUGGGAUUCUCCUCCCGGCAGGUUGACCGCCCUGGCUACGGGCUGAGUUUCCAGGUAGACGAGCCGCUGGAUAUGCGCUACGACCCUGACCAGUCGGUCAGCGCUGCGGACUUCGUCAACACCGCGGGCGAGCGGGAACUUGUAGAAACGUUCAGGCGGUUCGGGGAGGAGCCACGAGCGAGAGCGGUGGCCAACGCCAUAGUCAGGAGUCGGGCGGAGCGGCCCUUCAGGUCCACCCGUGAACUGGCUGAACUGGCUGAGCGGGUCAUAGGGCACGCGAGGCAGCCACCGCCUGCACCCUGCCACCAGGAUAUUUCAGGCGCUCCGAAUCGCAGUCAACGCGGAGCUGGAAAACCUGCAGGCGGGACUGGAGGCUGCGGUAAGUCUGUUACGGCCCGAGGGCGUCCUGGCGGUGAUCAGCUACCACAGCCUGGAGGACCGUAUCGUCAAGAGUUUUAUGGUGCAUCGUUCGGCCAACUGCGUCUGUCCUCCCGGUCUCCCGGAGUGCGUCUGCGGGCAAGACCCGGCCCUGGCAAUAGUGAACCGCCGGAUUAUCCGGCCCUCCGGUGA